GAUAAAUGGUCGAACUCAUUUAUUUAGGUCAUCUAGAAUAUGGUGGUCGAACUCAUCCUUCCAAGAUAGAUACAUGACAUGACUAAUACGAUGUACCAACAUUCACUUUAUAGUUUUCAUUUAUUCAAACGGCAGUAACACAGGUUUGUUUUCCUCAUACUCGUUAUCAUGUCUGAAAACGCAAGCCCAUCUCCAGUUCCACCCCAGGAGCCGGCCACGAGCCCGACUUUGGUUGACCCUAAUAAUGAUACAGGCGACGUAAUUCUGCCCGACCCGUUGCUAGAAUCCGGCUCUUUCAUUGACGCAGACCAGAACGAGGAUGAACCGGAGACGCCGCCAAACCAGCAGCAUCAACCAAUGUCCGAGGAGGAGCAAGGAUCGGGCCCCGGCAUUGCUGUGGAGCCGAUUUCGGUGGCUCCCCCUGCUGAUGGCUCGGCUGGGACGACUAGGCCGUCCAUAAAGAGAAACCUAGAUGAGAUGGCAAAAAGGCCGAGCUGGUUGCCUGAUACCUGGACGAUAGAUUUGAGGGUCCGUUCCUCUGGAGCCACCGCUGGAACCAUCGAUCGGUAUUACAGGAAUCCUGCCGGAAAGAAAUUCCGUUCAAAGAAUGAAGUGAUGAACUUUCUGGAAACAGGAAGUAAGAAAACGAAAAGGCCAAAUGAUGCAGAAGCUACGCAUUCUAAGAGUCCCGGGAGCAAAAAACAAAAGAAAUCCAGCUCAAAGCGCAAGAAGUCUGAGGCUUUGAAGUUUGAUUUCGAGAAGCCACCAAGUGCUGUCAGCUGGAUUUGCACAAAUGCUCCUGAAGAGACGUGGACUGCCCGGGUUGACAACAAACGUGUAGCUGAAUCUCGACAACGUGAGUGGGCUGCUGCAUUUGAACAUGUCACUCAACCCAAACCGAGUGAAGGGGCCUCUAACUGAAUGUUCUGAUAUGCCAUAUAAUGGGACUGGGCCUGGAACUUUUAGAUAAAAGGUAGUAGACCCUUUGUUUUCCUGCAAUUAGCUCAUACAGAGGUUUUCAGUUUAACCAAACACCUGUUUAAAUAACUUUUUAGAUUGGUUAGUCACUCUCUUCUUAAAUUAGGAGUUAGAAUGGGUUAUACACAUUGGGUGUUCUUAAUAUAAACUUUCAGAAAAACGUGGAGAGAAGUACUUAGUUUUACUUUUCCACUGUGUAAUGGAGUUGGUCUGUCUCUGGAUUCUUUAUAUCGCUCGACUUUUGAGUUUGAAUUGAACAGUUUGGUUUAUGUUGACACAAAUGUUUUAUUUA
Olea europaea var. sylvestris is the source of this 1270-nucleotide messenger RNA. RefSeq names its product methyl-CpG-binding domain-containing protein 5-like. Bases 169 to 921 code for a protein of 250 amino acids. The transcript has 3 exons. The record is from RefSeq and is a predicted model, not a curated record. Gene Ontology annotation, molecular function: DNA binding. NCBI's taxonomy places the organism in Eukaryota, Viridiplantae, Streptophyta, Magnoliopsida, Lamiales, Oleaceae.